Molecule: messenger RNA, 1152 nt
Organism: Ostreobium quekettii
Lineage: Eukaryota; Viridiplantae; Chlorophyta; Ulvophyceae; Bryopsidales; Ostreobiaceae
Source: the annotation of a GenBank genome assembly
AUGGCAGAAGAUCGUGAGGCACCCCCCAGUGGGAGCUCUCUGGCGAUGCAAGACAACCACAGGAGGUCCAGGAACGGCCGGCCACCUUUGCCAGCCCGAGACACAUCACCUGCCAGCAGACACAGCGAUGUGCAUUCCUCACAGAUUUCAUCUGAUAUGGUGGAUAGGCACAGGGACGUGAUGCACUUGGAUGGGGCUCCCCGGGCUUUUGAGAAUGAGGCAAGGCGGCAGGUUCAUCAUCAGGAUGGCCGCAGCCUGCUGUCCUAUGUGGGUCUUGAGCCGUUGUCUGGGGUGGGGGAACGUGGGCGUCAUGAAGCUCCUGCCAGGGGCCGCAAUGGGCUUUCCCAGGGCAUGGAGUUGGGCACAGUGCAGGAUGUGACUGAGCCGGGAGCCACUGCCCUGGAAGUGAGCAUGAUCCAUCAGGCCAAACUUGCAGCCAACAAAGUGCAGUCGUUUUGCUUGAAUCAGGAUGUGCAGAAGGUCUUUGGGUAUGUUGCUGUACUGUUCUUGCUGUUGGUUGCUGGCAGGUGCAUACAGUCUGCCCUUUCAGGUGGUCGCUACGAAAUUGAUGCUUUUCUGAGGACCGUGGGUAUGCAGCAGUACACAGCAGACUUCGCAGACAAAGGGUAUUCUUCUGUGCAUGAUAUACUCAUAGCCACAGAUCAAGACUUGCUGGAAUACGUAGGAAUCACUGUUGUUCCACACAGGCGGAGGAUACUGCAUCUUGCCCAGGAGCGCAUGCGGCCACGAUCCCUCCCCCCUGCCCUUGUAUGGACGUUCUGCAUAAUGUCAGGUCUUGUGGUGAUCGGAACAGGAGUUGCAACGGCAAUAAGCGCUCAGGCGCGUGAACGCAUAUUCGUCAUCAGUAUGUUUUGUGGACUUAUGACUUGGCAUCGGCUGAGGAUGUGGGCAAGGCUCUGGACGACUUUGGACAUCCGACGGAGCCCAAAGCUGCACUCUGAGAUGAUCGAAGAGCCGCUGGUUGUGGAACUACGUAGGACAGUCACUGGGUCCUCUGUUCCAAGCUCUGCAGCUGGUCAGCUGGAUAGCCAUGGCAAUCUACCAGCUUCCAAUCCGGCAGCUACUGAGCCGAACUCGAGGAACAGCAGCAGACGCUUGCUCAGUCGCCUGAGGAAGAACGGUCGAGGAUAA